This is a messenger RNA of Polyodon spathula (Mississippi paddlefish), 1068 nucleotides long. Its product is annotated as DNA replication complex GINS protein PSF3-like. Gene Ontology annotation, biological process: mitotic DNA replication initiation. NCBI's taxonomy places the organism in Eukaryota, Metazoa, Chordata, Actinopteri, Acipenseriformes, Polyodontidae. Bases 97 to 732 code for a protein of 211 amino acids. The record is from RefSeq and is a predicted model, not a curated record. The transcript is spliced from 3 exons. Gene Ontology annotation, cellular component: GINS complex.
CUUUCUGCUGUACAGCACACUACAGUGCGUGAGUUUUUUUUUUUGAAUGGUUUUUAUUUAUUUUUAGUAUAUUCAGUUUUCAACAGUUGGGUAGACAUGACGACCCAGUCCUACCAGCCGGUGCCACCCGGCGUUGGAAUGGAGGAAAACUUCCUUUCGCUGGAUGAUAUUUUGCUGUCUCAAGAGAAGCUGCCGACCCGAACAGAGUGCGCUUUCCCCCGACUGGGCUUCGUGGAGAAAACCAGUGACACCCGCGACAUCCCUGAGGGAACAAAGAUGGAAAUGCCCCUGUGGUUGUCAAAGGGUCUGUAUGAUAACAAGCGACGCCUGGUGUCUGUAGAGCACCCCAAGAUUUACCGACAGGGCUGGAGAACAGUGUUUAGUGCUGACCCCAAUGUGGUGGACCUUCACAAGAUGGGUCCCUACUACUAUGGUUUGGGGUCCCAGUUACUGCACUUUGACAGCCCUGAGAACCCUGAGAUCGCACAAACUGUGUUACAGACAUACAUUGGACGUUUCCGGCGCAUUAUGGACUCCUCGCAGAAUGCUUACAAUGAGGACACGUCUGCACUGGUGGAGCGGCUCGAUGUCCUAGAGAGGUGUCUCUUCCGCACUGGACAGAUCGGCCUCAAUGACUUCCAGCGCUGGGAGAAAGGCCAGGCCUCCCAGAUCACUGCUUCCAACCUGGUGCAGAACUACAGGAAGAGGAAGUUCCCAGACCUGGAGGCCUGAGAACUGAUGGGGCCGCUUCUGCAACAAAGAAAGAACUUUGAGACACAAGUAACUUCAGGCUGACGGGUCUACUAUACGGCUCUCUGUCUUGUAUCUUGUCAAUGUAGAAAAGUAAAAGACAAGAUGCUACUGGAAUAUUUUUAUGAAUGAAUAAGUGAUCUGUUUUGAUAUGAUGCAGUUGCUGUGCACUUUUCAUGUACAUUUUGUCUUAUUUCUUAAGUAGUAACUUGGACUAAUUUGCUUUGUGGUACUUUAUAGAAUAUAUUGCAAGAGCUAUAGACCUUGUCUCUGCCACACUAUUCUGUGCUGAAUAAAGACAUGUUGAAAACAUGUUCU